Molecule: messenger RNA, 1452 nt
Organism: Aptenodytes forsteri (emperor penguin)
Lineage: Eukaryota; Metazoa; Chordata; Aves; Sphenisciformes; Spheniscidae
Gene: RNASEH1
Product: ribonuclease H1
Exons: 8
Coding region: 1-1113 (370 amino acids)
Biological process (GO): DNA replication, removal of RNA primer
Molecular function (GO): nucleic acid binding; RNA-DNA hybrid ribonuclease activity
Source: RefSeq, a predicted model, not a curated record
AUGCGCGUUGCCGGUGGCAGCGCGGCGGGCGGGAGCUGCCCUCAGCCGCUGCCUGCGAGACGUGGGCUCCCUUCCCGCCUCUCUCCCUCGCCCAAAGGUGCUCUCCGGGCGACGGUGAGGGAAGAAGGAGAAAGAAAGGCCCGCUCCGCUCUGUCGCUCGCCAAGCGGGAGGACAAGCCAAGCCUUCGCCGCCACUUGCUUCUCCGUGGGCCCGGGCGGCGUGAGGCAGCCCCCGCCGCCCCGCUCGCCUCAUGGGCUCUCGGCCGCUCCCCUCACAGGCUGAAGUUCUCGGCCUCUGGUGUCGAAACGCUGCUUCUGUGCGGCACGGCUCGGUUUGCUCCUGCAAUGGCAGGGCCCGUAGACGAAGCAUGUGUCUGCCUCUCUCUCUUGCAGAGCUACCUCACCCACGUCCAGUGCCGUGCAAAAUGGCAGCAGCCACCAGCUUUAAAAACACCCGAGCCGGCAGGGGCACACGGUCCUCCAGCUGUAAGACAGGAAAAUGGUAGCCAGAGAGAGGAAUCAGAAAUAAACCUCUUGUGUUGCAAUACAUGCAAAAGGCCAUAUGAACAGUCUACAAGUGAAGAACAUAUUGUAAAGCGUGUAAAACAUGAUGAAGUAUACUCAGUGCCAACAGUCAGUGAAGAUAAAUUUUCAUAUAUGGGUGACUUUGCAGUCGUUUAUACAGAUGGUUGUUGCUCAGGUAAUGGACGUAAUAGGGCACGUGCUGGAAUAGGUGUCUACUGGGGACCAGGCCACCCUUUAAACACCAGUGAAAGACUUCCUGGACGGCAGACUAAUCAAAGAGCAGAAAUACAUGCAGCCUGCAAAGCAAUAGAGCAAGCAAAGAGUCAAAACAUCAAGAAACUAAUUAUCUACACUGAUAGCAAGUUCACUAUUAAUGGUAUUACCAGCUGGGUUGACAACUGGAAAACAAAUGGCUGGAGAACAAGUUCAGGAGGAAGUGUAAUAAAUAAAGAAGAUUUUGAAAGACUUGAUAAUCUAUCAAAAGGCAUAGAGAUUCAGUGGAUGCAUAUUCCUGGUCAUGCUGGCUUCCAAGGAAAUGAAGAAGCUGAUAGACUAGCAAGAGAAGGAGCUAGUAAACCGAAGUCCUGACGUACUGGGACUAGAGACUGUUGCAGUGGGAGGAAAAGGACCAACACCACAGUGACAACUUGAACUGCUGUAGUUGUUUCGGAGUUGAACUUUGAACUGUACUUCCUUCUGGCCUGAAGUGUUAAACAUAUACCAACUUCUGGGGAGAAAAAACCCACGUUUUCUUCUAUAGUGUUUGUUUCACAAUCGAGUCAAUAUUUAGUUGAUGAUACAGAGUGUUUGGUUUUUCUCCAUCUUACUGAAGGGCCGUGGUCAGUGUUUUUAGCUGUCUUGUAGACUUCUGAAUUCACUGUAAAGACAGACUUCUGAAGAAGUAAUAAUAAAUCUUUAUCCUAAGUG